Messenger RNA from Salvia hispanica, 1638 nucleotides. Lineage: Eukaryota; Viridiplantae; Streptophyta; Magnoliopsida; Lamiales; Lamiaceae. The record is from RefSeq and is a predicted model, not a curated record.
CUCCAUUUUCGACAGAGAGAAAAAAAUCAGUGAGGCAAUCAGUAAACAAGAGUGCUUUUUUUUACAUUUUCGUUUAAUUCCCCCCCUUUCUACUGCUCCCCGCUUCUUGGAUCCCUUUCUGUCAUCCUCUGUCUUUCAAAUUUAAGGGUUUGCGUUUUUUAUUUUUAAAAUCAAACCUUAAUUUGGGCGAAUUUCAGUUUUUGAAAGCCAGGUGAUUUUCAGAAUAGAGAUCUUUUUAGUAAAGUUUGGAUUUUUUUAGUGAUUCUGAUCUAAUCAGUGAGGGUUUGUUUUUGUGUCCCCCACCUGUUUGAUCAUUUGCCUGUGUAGAAAAAUCCCCUGUUUUUUCGGUUUUGGUUUAAAAACAGGUUCUUUUUCUUUAAUUUGUAGAAAUUUGUAGCUUUGUUUUUCAGAUUAUCGAUGGCGGCAGCUCUGGAUUAUUACGGUUGUAGCAGUUUCUCCUCAGAUCCGUUGAGGGAAGAGCUUAUGCAAGCACUUCAGCCUUUUAUGAAAAGUGCUUCUUCUUCUCCUUCUCCUUCUCCUUCUUCUUCAUAUUCUUCCCCUUCUUCUUCAGAUCUCUUUCUCUCCCCUUCUCCUUCCACCUCCGAUUCAAAUCUUUACUCUGGUUUCGGCUCAAUUCCUUCAAGAGACGCCACAGUUGGUUUGAAUCAACUCACCCCAUCUCAAAUCUAUCAAAUCCAAGCUCAAUUCCACCUCCAACAACAGCAGCAACAGCAGCAGCAGUUGCUCAAUUACCGUUUCACCCAAUUGCAGCAGAGCAGCCCGUUCUCGAGCUUUCUCGGCCCGAAGCCCGUCCCGAUGAAGCAGACCGGAGCUCCCUCGAAGGCGAUCAAGCUCUACCGGGGAGUGAGGCAGCGCCACUGGGGCAAAUGGGUGGCCGAGAUCAGACUCCCCAAGAACCGCACCCGUCUCUGGCUCGGCACCUUCGACACGGCCGAGGACGCCGCCCUGGCCUACGACAAGGCCGCCUACAAGCUCCGUGGCGAGUUCGCGCGCCUCAACUUCCCGCACCUCCGCCACCAGCUCGCCCGGGACUCCGAUUUCAAGCCCCUCCAGUCGUCCGUCGAUGCCAAGCUCCAGGCCAUCUGCGAGAAUCUCGCAGCCAAUCCUCCGAAACAGGGGAGCUCGAAGAAAUCCGCCGAUCAAAAGGCUCGAUCGGCCCCGGAUCAGUCCGAGGCUGUGAAGGUGGAGGCCGCGACGCCAUCGUCUCCGUCGCCCUCGGACGAGACGUCGUCGUCUUCAUCGCCCGAGUCAGAUGUGACGUUUGUGGAGCCGUUGUUCGACGGUGGAUUCGAGGAUUUCUUGCUGCAGAAGUACCCAUCGGUGGAGAUUGAUUGGGCGUCUCUGUGAUUUAGUUGUUUGGUUGUUAGUUGAGGUUGUUUUGUUGGUUAAGAAAGUGGCAUCUGCAGUGGAUUUUUAGACAUGUGCAGAUGGCCUAGUACUACCUAAGUAGUAGUGUCUUUGUUUAGUAUACUAGAUAGGAUGCUCUUCUUCUCAUCUCUUGAUCAGCUGGUUGUUUUUUGUUCCAUGCCUUGAUCAUGAGAUGUCUUCUGUAUUUCUAGUUUUCUACCUUGUACUACUUGUCUCUUUGUUUGUAUAAUAUCUAUCUUCCAUCUUUAA